UAAUAAGUAUACGGAAACGAAGGGAACACGUACUUGGAUAAAUCGUAAGAAUUAUAAAUACGAUAUCGUUCAUAAAAGCACUCGCUUGCAACUCGAAAACCAGUAGACAAUUGUUGGAUUCUUAUCAGAAAAAUACCCUUAUCACUAGUCGCUACACACAUAUAAUUCGAUAAAAUGUCGGUUAUCGUCAUGAUAUCUGUGAACCCGUCGACGCUAAUGGUUACUGUUCUGCUGGCACUGCAUCAAAUGACGACGUUCACGUGCAACGCUCAACGACAAAGUUCCGGUCGAUCGCGUCGAAAAGCAACCUUCGGAAGCGGCAAAGGGUUAACGUGGACUGGCGCCCAGUACCGGUUCGAAUGCGACACGGUGGAUGCGUUACUCAGAGAUGAUGGUCGUUAUGUGCCGAGAAACAACAUCGCACUCAGAGCUCAGAUAUGUGGAAAUGACUUGUACUUGGCGUACCCUAGGUUACGAUCCGGCGUGCCAGCCACUGUGGCCACGACUUGCCUGUUUACUGAUGACGUGUGUGAUGAGGCAGUAUUGACACCUUACCCCUGCUUAUCUAUCCAAGAACAGGGUAAGUCGGGUGAGGUGCAAAACGCCGUCGACUUGUACUUGGAUACGCAAGAGGUGCUGUGGGUCCUAGACACGGGUAUUGUACAGACAAUGGACAACGACGCUGAACCGCUGAGAACGGGACCGCCAAUCGUAUGGGCGUUUGACUUGAACACGCGUAAGCUUUUCAAAAAAAUCGACUUGACGUGCUUGACGACGCCGAUGAGUCGUCUCCAGAGUUUGGUUGUGGACUACGACGAGACGAACGGCAAGUGUUACGUGUACGUGUCAGACGCGGCCAACCGCGCAGUGAUAGCGUACGACGUAGUCGAAUCAAAGGGAUCGCGAGUGGUGUUGCCCAAGGCGAUCGCGGCAGGAUGUACAAAGCGCGACGUUCUCUAUGUGGCGCUUGUCCGGGCCGAGUGCGGCGGCGGCGCCGCGGCGCUGAUUGUCACGUACCUUUCGGGUGUCAGGGCGUUCACGGUCCGGACCGAAUACCUGCGUCGAGGUUCUGCGGGAAAAGUGACCGAUUUGGGCGUCAAACCGGACAGAAUGGUGAUUUUAGGUACGGACGGAGGCACAAAAGUGUUCUUCCGAUACGACGCUUCACCCGACGUGCAGAGCUGGGACGCGACCCGUCCGUUCGCUGUGGAAAACUUCUCACCGGUCUAUCGGUCUGACCCCUGUUUUCUGGCUACCCAAGUGAUGAUCGACCGGGACCGGAACCGGCUCUUGGUGCUCGAGUCAAACUUUCCAGACUUUGCACAAAACACUGUCGGCUGCGGAAUCGUGCACAACGUCCGCAUGCUCGAAGGAUGCUUUUAAGUCACGUUCGUGACCCUUUCGACUAUGCGACAGAGUCUGCAAAGAGUCACUUGACAACAUAAUAUAAUAAAAUAUACAUUACAUCAGUUUUAAAUCCGUGGAAUAAACAAACUCAAUUCACCAAAGAUUUGUUAAUAUCGUUUAUAACUCCUUUAUAAUAUACUUACUUAACGGAAUCGUUUACAUUCACCAGCGUGAACCGGGCGGUAUACUCGAAUUCUACCAGGAGUAAAUUUAUCAUCCGAUUUUAUUUGUAUGAAAUUUACUUUGUUCUUUAGGUUUAAUAUAUAUUUUAAAUUCCAUCAAAUUAUGUAUCAUAAUAUUUUAUAUUUAAUUUUCUUUUAAACAUCAUUCACCCGAGAUUGAAAAUUCCUAAGCACGAUCUCGUAUAAGAGAACUAUUAUAGAACAAAAUUCAUUAUUAUACCUAAGAAAAUCACGGCUUAUAACAUAUUAAUAAAUAAAAGUUAUUUUAAAUAAAAAAUAUUAUGUCAAUAAAAGUAUAAGUUUUAUCGUGUAUGUUUUAAUUAUUUACUAUAAAUACAUAACUAAAAUAGUUAUUGUUUCGUAUAGGCAAUGUAUAUUUUAAGGCGUACGGUAUACUAUAACCACGUAUACGAGUAUACUUAGCAGAUCGGUGAAUUAAAAACUAGGUACUACUACCUAAUAUACUACCUAUAUAACGAAAUACAAUAAUAUUUUUCUUUAACGUGAAAAAAAAUAUAAACUUUAUAGUGGCCCUAAAA
Molecule: messenger RNA, 2128 nt
Organism: Aphis gossypii (cotton aphid)
Lineage: Eukaryota; Metazoa; Arthropoda; Insecta; Hemiptera; Aphididae
Product: protein yellow-like
Exons: 5
Coding region: 175-1383 (402 amino acids)
Cellular component (GO): extracellular region
Source: RefSeq, a predicted model, not a curated record